CAAAGUCAAAACCCUAAGGAAAUUGCCAAAACCCUGAAAGAGUCCAUUUCUAGAAAUCAAUUCGCGCAAUGGGUUUCGCUUUGUGCAUUCGCAGAUCAGCUUCUACUUUGGCUUCCGUGUGUGGUCGUGUAGCUCGAGCUCAGGCCGUCUCCUCUGUCAUCGUUAACCGCUCGUCUCUUGUUCACAAGCCAUCUCUGUUUCGUCCUUUCGUCUCUCGUGGCUUCCCUUAUUCGACGGCCACUGAGCGAUUAAAGUCCGAUCAGACGCUUCUUCAAGUAAUUGACUCCGAGAUCAACAACGAUUCUUUCAAAGCGGAUGAUCACGAUGUGGAGGAGGAUGAGAGUACAGAUGUCUCUAGUGGCUUUCCUUUCAUAAUCCAAGAUAAUCCUGGACACAGGACUGUGACUUUGACUAGAGAGCACAAUGAAGAGAAGAUGAAAGUGGAAGUAAGCAUGCCUGGUCUUGGCAUGGAUGAAAAUGAAGAUGAUAUGGAUGACGAUGAAGAUGGUGGUGGUGAUGGUCGUCAUGAGAAAGCGAAUGAAACAAGCAUUCCACUAGUUGUCACUGUGACUAAGAAGAGUGGACUCAGCCUAGAGUUUAGCUGCACGGCUUUCCCUGAUGAGGUUGUCAUUGAUGGUUUGUCUGUGAACCGUCCAGAGGAUUCUUCUUCUGAAGAACUGUUGAAGUAUGAUGGGCCAGAUUUUCAGGAGUUGGAUGAGAAUAUGCGCAAGUCAUUCCACAAGUUUCUAGAUUCCAGAGGAAUCAACGCAAGCGCAACGGAUUUCUUGUAUGAGUACAUGAUGGAUAAAGAUAACAGAGAGUACAAACUAUGGUUGAAGAAGCUCAAAAACUUUGUCCAAGAAUGAAAACCCACUAAGAUGAGCAGGAGCAAGAUGGUUUUAUGGUUGCAGAUUUUAUUGUAGUGACUUUUGAGUUUGAAUGUGAAAUUGGAAUUUGAUCAUCAUAGUUAACAAACCACAGAUUGAUUAUUAGAGAAUCAUUACUUC
Messenger RNA from Camelina sativa (false flax), 1007 nucleotides. RefSeq lists its product as uncharacterized. The record is from RefSeq and is a predicted model, not a curated record. Lineage: Eukaryota; Viridiplantae; Streptophyta; Magnoliopsida; Brassicales; Brassicaceae. Gene Ontology annotation, cellular component: mitochondrial matrix.